AUGUCUCUCCGGCGCGACGAAGUUGAGUCCCUCAUUCUCAAGGGCCAGCACAUCGUCAUAUACCACGACAACGUCCUCAGGAUACCCAAUAAAUGGCUCGACGCGCAUCCCGGCGGUGCCCUAUCCAUCCUUCACUUUGUUGGACGAGAUGCAACUGAUGAAAUUGACGCGUUGCAUCCCACCGUAACUCUUGAUCUCAUCGCAAAGUAUUCCAUUGGCAAGCACCACGAGAAGUACUGGGUUCCUUUCUUGCCUCCCAUUGCUGCUGGAUGGGUCCAGGAGAACGGCCAAUGGAGGAGAGAGGCUGCGUAUCUCUCAGGGGACCAACGUUUGCUCGUUGAGGAACACCUUUCUUCGUCAAGCCUCGGUCCAACGGCAGCAACCAUCACGCCAGGCCCGACCGAUCUUGACUUGGACAUACAAGCAAGACAGUCCGCGGCGUAUAAGGCCCUACACAGACGCAUUAUUAACGCAGGGCUCUACAAAUGCCCCAUCCUUACCGGCUACGGACCAGAAUUUAUUCGGUACACCCUUUUAGGCCUCAUUAGCGCGUAUGCCUACUACCACAACUGGCUCAUGACGUCCGCAUUCUUCCUUGGUCUUAUGUGGCACCAACUUAUGUUUUUUGCCCAUGAUCUCGGACAUAUGGGUUUGACGGGCGACUGGACGUUCGACAGGCUCGUGUCUACGAUUAUCGCCGACUGGAUCGGUGGCCUCAGUAUCGGCUGGUGGGUCGAUAACCAUAAUAUUCAUCAUAUUGUUACGAACCAUGUGAACCAUGACCCCGAUAUCCAGCAUCUCCCCUUCUUCGCCAUCUCGCCGGCAUUUUUCAAUAAUUUAUAUUCCAGCUACUACAAGCGCACAAUGCCUUUGGACGCGCCAGCCAAAAUAUUCCUUACACUUCAACACAAGCUAUUCUAUAUUGUGAUGAUGUUUGCCCGGCUCAACUUGUACCGCCUUUCCUACGCCCAUCUUUAUUUCCGAGCUUUUGAUACAAGGCGCGCCAGAGGCCACGGAUGGGCCUGGGGUCUCGAGGUCGCUGGUAUCGUGUUCUUCUGGACAUGGUUCGGUAGUCUCCUCAUUGGUUGUGGAACAUGGCGAAAGGCGCUCUUGUACGUCCUGGUAAGUCACGCCACGACGAGUCCUCUUCAUGUGCAGAUCGUCCUAUCACAUUUUUCAAUGUCUACAGCAGAUCUAGGCCCUACGGAGUCAUUUCCCCAUCGACAGUUGCGGACGACCUCCGACGUUAUAUGCGACGAAUCUAUUGAAUUUAUACACGGCGGUCUACACCUUCAAGUAACGCAUCAUCUGUUUCCUCGCCUGCCGCGGCACAACCUCCGAAAGGCUAGCGAGAUGGUCAAGAAGUUCGCCGAGGAGCAGGGGCUAACAUAUGCAGAGUUUGGUUUCGUAAGUGGAAACAAAGAGGUGGUUGGCCUCCUGAAACACGUUGGCGAACUAGUCAAUCAAGUCAAGAUAGUAGCGGAAGUCGCUGAUGCAGAAGCGAAAGAGGCGGUUGAUAAAAAGAUCAAGGGUCAGGAGGAGAAAAAGGUUGGUUAG
Desarmillaria tabescens is the source of this 1557-nucleotide messenger RNA. Its product is annotated as delta 8-sphingoloid desaturase protein. The transcript is spliced from 5 exons. The record is from RefSeq and is a predicted model, not a curated record. Gene Ontology annotation, biological process: lipid metabolic process. Gene Ontology annotation, molecular function: oxidoreductase activity, acting on paired donors, with oxidation of a pair of donors resulting in the reduction of molecular oxygen to two molecules of water. Gene Ontology annotation, cellular component: membrane. Bases 1 to 1557 code for a protein of 518 amino acids. NCBI's taxonomy places the organism in Eukaryota, Fungi, Basidiomycota, Agaricomycetes, Agaricales, Physalacriaceae.